Messenger RNA from Apodemus sylvaticus (European woodmouse), 1072 nucleotides. RefSeq names its product estradiol 17 beta-dehydrogenase 5. Gene Ontology annotation, molecular function: ketosteroid monooxygenase activity; aldose reductase (NADPH) activity; androsterone dehydrogenase [NAD(P)+] activity. Bases 1 to 972 code for a protein of 323 amino acids. The transcript is spliced from 9 exons. Gene Ontology annotation, biological process: daunorubicin metabolic process; progesterone metabolic process; doxorubicin metabolic process. The record is from RefSeq and is a predicted model, not a curated record. NCBI's taxonomy places the organism in Eukaryota, Metazoa, Chordata, Mammalia, Rodentia, Muridae. Gene Ontology annotation, cellular component: cytosol.
AUGACUUCUAAGCAGCAGACAGUGCGAUUGAAUGAUGGUCACUUCAUUCCUGUACUGGGGUUUGGUACCUAUGCACCUAAAGAGGUACCUAAAAGUAAGGCUACAGAAGCCACCAAAAUAGCUAUAGAUGCUGGCUUCCGCCAUAUUGAUUCUGCUGCUCUGUAUCAAAAUGAAAAGGAGGUUGGACUAGCCAUCCAAAGCAAGAUUGCAGAUGGCACUGUGAAGAGGGAAGAUAUAUUUUAUACAUCAAAGGUUUGGUGUACUUUUCUUCGUCCAGAACUGGUGCGGGUCUGCUUGGAACAGUCAUUGAAGCAGCUCCAGUUGAACUAUGUGGACUUGUACCUCAUUCAUUUCCCAAUGGCCAUGAAGCCUGGAGAUGAUUAUCUUCCAGUAGAUGAGAAUGGGAAACUUAUAACUGAUGAAGUGGAUAUCUGUGACACCUGGGAAGCCAUGGAGAAGUGUAAGGAUGCAGGAUUGGCCAAGUCCAUCGGGGUGUCCAACUUUAACCGCAGGCAGCUGGAGAAGAUCCUGAACAAGCCGGGGCUCAAGCACAAGCCUGUGUGCAAUCAGGUAGAAUGUCAUCCUUAUCUCAAUCAGAGAAAACUUCUGGAUUUCUGCAAGUCUAAGGACAUUGUUCUGGUUGCUUAUAGUGCUUUGGGAACUCAACGUGAAAAACAAUGGGUGGACCAGAGAUCUCCUGUUCUUUUGGAUGAUCCAGUUCUUGGUUCCAUGGCAAAAAAGUACAAUCGAACUCCUGCCUUGAUUGCUCUUCGCUACCAGCUGCAACGUGGGGUUGUGGUCCUGGCCAAGAGUUUCACUGAGAAGAGGAUAAAAGAGAAUAUGCAGGUUUUUGAAUUUCAGUUGACUUCAGAGGACAUGAAAGUGCUGGAUGGCCUGAAUAAAAAUAUGCGAUACAUAAAUAUUUCUGGGAGUGAGGACCACCCUGAGUUUCCAUUUUUGGAUGAAUAUUAAUGUGGGGGGUCCAUAUUCUGCCUUAUGCCAGAAGUCAAUUCCUGGGAAGAGUAUAUAGGAAAGGGUAUGUUCAAGAAACAAUGAUUACAUAGCACCCUAA